This is a messenger RNA of Puccinia graminis f. sp. tritici CRL 75-36-700-3, 855 nucleotides long. RefSeq lists its product as uncharacterized. The coding region runs from base 1 to 855 and encodes 284 amino acids. Gene Ontology annotation, molecular function: protein binding. The record is from RefSeq and is a predicted model, not a curated record. The transcript is spliced from 3 exons. NCBI's taxonomy places the organism in Eukaryota, Fungi, Basidiomycota, Pucciniomycetes, Pucciniales, Pucciniaceae.
AUGUCUUCUCAAGUCAAUCAUUCACCUCAAUCAUACAACCACACAGUAAGGAGCCGUUCCACGAGUGAUUCAGUACUACAAACCACUGCUUCAAAACGGCCUGCAGAAGACUUGGAGUUUCCUUACCCGCCCGGUAAAUCUCGGAGAUUGGAAUUCAUGAAAUGCCGAAUUAGAAUGGAUCACGAAGCUUGCAAUCUCCUUUCGAAGAGAUCAUCGAUGGCGUACCAUUAUUAUACGACCGGUGAUUACUCAGCGGCGGCGAAUGAGUACAAAACGUUUCUGAGCAAUCGUUCUUGGUGGAAGUCUUCCAUCAAGGAGGGCGGCAGCCUUAUCAUUAUCCAAUCGAUUUUCAAAUUAGCACGGUGCUAUAUCGCUUUGAGUCAGUUCGACCAGGCUCGAAUUACAAUACAAGAACUACAUGAUAUAAAAUCCGGAACAGCUAUAGGGUGGGGCCAUGCACUUUUCAACGAACUCGCUAGUCUCUAUUCUGAAAUAAAAGGAAGAUCAGCCGAGGUACAGGAUGCCAUCAAGGCAAGUCUCUUGAGUUCAUUCGAGUGCAUCGGUCAUACCAUGAGUUGCAAUGGAAAACACGAGGCGGCUGUGCAACUCCUUUCGAAAACCCUCACUUCCCUUCCCAUCGACGUGAACAAUCUGGACACAGACCUCAAAGACCUCCUAGUUGAGCUUCACCUAAGUCUUGCCGAAGGAUACACCUGUUUGGGGCAACCUACUGCCGCACUCUCAACAUUGGAGAAGGUUUGGAAUCCACACGGGAAUCUCUGUAUUACUUGGGGCCAUAGACUAUUCAAAAAGAUGGCAAACCUCAACUGGAGUUUGAAAAAAAGGGAUGGGUAA